GUGCCGAGCUGCGCCCUGGGCCGGAAGUUUUCACCGGAACCGCGCUGUCAGCUCGGGUCGUCCCGCAGACUUUGGAUCAGAACCGGUUCUGGUGCUGCUUAGGAGGGCGGAUCUCAGGAUGGAGCUCUCAUCCCUUCUUCAUGACCUUCAGCUCUCCUCCUCCUCCUCAGAGAAGUCCCGCCCAUCUCAUCCCCUCCCUCCAAUCACAGAACUCCUCGCUCAGCUGCAGAAGCUGCUGAUUGGAGCAGCUGGUAACCCCUCUGAGAGCAGCACGCUGAUUGGCCAGGUUCAGCGCCUGUUUCAGACUGCAGAUCCUGAUUGGCUGCUCUCUCCGCUGUCGGACGAUGAGGGAACUGGAUGGGCGGAGCUUCGGUCGGCGUACAGGUCUGUGAUCAGUGCUCUGAUUGGCUGUGCAGCUCUGCCCCUCUGCGAGGACGACUGCAGCUCCUUAGACGCAGCGGCCUAUCAGAGCGUCCCAAGUGGAGCCGCCGCCGUAUGCUCCGCCCUCACGGCGUUGCUAGGACACUGGAGAGAAGGAGGCGGAGCCAGAAGAGCCGAGACGACUGGGCUGGUGCUCGCCGUGGCUCCGCCCAUUUACCUGUUCUCUGUCACGCAUCUCCAGGAUCAGGCCUGGACCAGCGCCGCGUCCAGGAAAGCCGCACGCCGUCUCCACGAGGCGCUGCUCCGGGCGGGCGGCUGGAGAGACUCCGCCCACCUGCUGAUGGGGGACGAGGACGCGGGGGACAGAGGGAUUCUGGGCGGCGUCCUCGACGUCCUGCAGCCUCAGCUGACCAAGGAUUCGUGGCGGCGCUGUGAGGCCGUGAAGCUGGUGUUCGCCUGGACUCUCCUGCAGGUGACCCGUCCCUUCCUGUCCCCCUUCCUUCCCCGCCUCCUCCCCCCCUCGCUGCUCCUGAAUGACCACUACAGGCCAGAGAACUGCAUGCUGGGAGUGCGCUGCCUGCAUCACAUCGUGCUGAACACGCCCGCCGCAGACCUUCGUCAGUUCAACCGAGCCGAGGUUCUGUACCAGGCUCUGUUCAAACACCUUUACACCAGCGACGCCGCCAUCAUCCAGCCCGUCCUCUCCUGCCUCCUCGACCUGCUGCUCGUUUUGGAGAAGCCGCCCUCCUCUUCCUCCUCUUCCUCCCCCAGGAAGCCCUGUCGCCAUGACGACGUGCUGCGUCUGGUCCUGACUCACAUGGAGGCGGAGCACAAGGUGGCGCUGCGCCGCGUCUACGCCUCGGCGCUGCCGCUCUACGUGGAGAGGAUGGGCGUGGCCGUGUGCAGACACCUGCGGCGGGUGGAGCGGGUGCUGCUGGGAUACCUGGAAGUCAGAGACCCGCCUGAGGAGACGAGCCGCCUGAAGAUGCUGGAGGUUCUGCAGAGGACGACCAAAUGGGCGUGGCCACGGAUGGCGUGCCGGGUCGACGUCCUGCUGCGAUGUUUGCUGCGGCUGCUGGUCGACGUCUCCUCGGACUCCAGCCUCAGCGACCCGGUCCGACAGCAGCUGAUGGAUCAGAGCUCCGCCUCCAUCCGCCUGCUGGACGCCUGUUCACAGGGACGCGUUCAGCGACUCCUCCUGCAGGUCGACCACCGCUGCUGCAGCUCCCAGGUGCUCAGUUGCCUAGCAACAGUGACAGCGGAGCGGUGACACCUGGAGGCGGAGCUCCGAGACGGACCCGGCAGCCCGAACACCUGAGCCAGGUUGGACCAGGACUCAGAUGAGGGCCAGAGUCCAAACAGGAGGUCCGGUUCUAUCCACCAGAACCGAACGGAGGCGACUCUCGACGGCUUGUUGUUGAAACCAGAAGUGGAAACUGAAACGGCAUCAGAACCCAAACAGAACCGAGAGCAACCGUGUUUGAGAGAAUCUGCUUCAGGCUGAGCUGCUGAUGAGUUGAAAUAAAGCCGGUUCUGGUUCUGGUUCCUGAUUCCAACAGAUUUUCUGAUCCAAGAUUACACAGUAAAGUUUGAUUUCCUUUAAUCUUUUGUGUAUUUUACAUUUUUUGUUCCACAAGAGAUUCUUCUAUGUCUUCCAAAUAGUUGUACUUGGUUUUACUCAUGUUUAAUCAUAUUUAUUUCUGUUUUAAUAAUAUCCAAAAGCUGCUGGAAACUUUCCCCAGAACAUAAAAUAACAAUAUAAAUGUCAAUAAUUGUGAAACGUUAGAUAUAUUAUUAAACUAUGACUAAUUUUAAUACUGUGGUACCAGCUCAACCCAUCCCUCCUUAUGCUGUUUAAUAUUAAAAGUUUAAUAUUAAACAUUGUCAACGGUUUCCUUGUUAUCUAUACAAUUAGUGGUUUCUUGUAUUAAUUGUAUUAAUGGCAGAGAUGGUGCUCUGUUGGAUCUAAAUCCACGCCGGCUUUCUAUAAUAAUCGAUUUUCAAUAAAUUGGGUUUAGUUGAAAUAAAUUUGUCCCCCCGUUCAGGAUUUCUGAGGAUUAGGGGAGUAAACUUUGCAGCAUGAUGUCCGUCUCCAAGUUAAUACCUGUUGAUAGAACAAUUUGCAGAUGAAGAUUUGGUUUCAUAUCUAGUUAUAAUAUAUAUGGUUAUAAUAUCGCUGCACAGGUUUUAUUUUUAACAUUUUCUCCAUGAUUGAUUUCUCACCAGUUGCUCUUAAACAGUCGUGCUGGUUUCUGUCCAGAUCUUCUCCACGUCUGCGUUCCUUUAUUUUAGUUUUGAUCAUUUCACAAAGAAGUCAUUAAAAUAAUAACAUCCUCCAUGUUAUCCAGAUUCCUGUAAUUUUCACUUAAAUAUUCCUGCUAAUUUGUAGUUUUACUCUUUCAGAACGUACCAUAAAGCUUUAAUAUUACUUUGAUGUUACACGUCCUCUUAGUGUUAGUUUUCUAUUUCUCAAACUUUUCCUCUGCAUCAAUAUUUCUCUGUUUUAUAAAUCGUCUGUAAUUUAUUUUCCUUUAACAGGCUGUUAGUAUCCCUCUGGUCACUCAUGGACUAUUUGCAUUUUAUAGGCUUUUAUAUAGUUUAUUUUGCCAUUUAUUAUAUGACAAGGUGAAUAUUCUGGGAAACUCCUCAUAAACUUUGUAAAUAUUGUUUUUAUUUUACAAAUAUUCUCCCAAUUCUGCACCAUUAAAUACAUUUUUAAUCACAGCCAUAGAUUCCUCGGGUUUUCUAUAAUAUUUCUAAUUAUUGCUCUCCUUGUUCUUUCUCUUUGCUGGAGUUCACACUAAAAGUCAGUAAAUCAUCUGCUUACUGUUAUUUUCUAAAAGAUUUGUUAAUAAAUUUAUUAAAGCGGGAAAU
Molecule: messenger RNA, 3255 nt
Organism: Fundulus heteroclitus (mummichog)
Lineage: Eukaryota; Metazoa; Chordata; Actinopteri; Cyprinodontiformes; Fundulidae
Gene: tti2
Product: TELO2 interacting protein 2
Exons: 10
Coding region: 119-1651 (510 amino acids)
Cellular component (GO): cytosol; centrosome; nucleoplasm
Source: RefSeq, a predicted model, not a curated record